Messenger RNA from Pararge aegeria (speckled wood butterfly), 5410 nucleotides. RefSeq names its product sperm-associated antigen 17-like. The record is from RefSeq and is a predicted model, not a curated record. Gene Ontology annotation, cellular component: axonemal central apparatus. The coding region runs from base 30 to 5312 and encodes 1760 amino acids. The transcript is spliced from 7 exons. Gene Ontology annotation, biological process: epithelial cilium movement involved in extracellular fluid movement; axonemal central apparatus assembly. Lineage: Eukaryota; Metazoa; Arthropoda; Insecta; Lepidoptera; Nymphalidae.
UUCGACAGAUUGUAUAUUACAAGAUUUUAAUGGGUCCUAAGAAAGGCAAGGAAACUGUGGAUUAUGAAAACGCCUGGAGAGUAAAUAUAGAGGAGGCACGCUUAGACGAUGAAGACUGGACAGUGAAGGUAAUUUUUAUAGAAGCUGCUGGCAAUGAUCAGGAUCGUAUUUAUCUAGAAAAAUUUGAAACCUAUGCUGCAGAAGAGCGAAGAUUUGUUAUCAAAAAUAUUUGCAAAACUGAAACUAUAUUUAUGGUCAAUCAGCUAGGUGGUGAAAAAAAAGUAAAAGAUGAUAAUCUACGAGUGUUUGAAGAAGGUCAAGCUUAUCUUAAAGAAAAGAAGGAUAUUCCCCCAGUAAUACUGGCACUUAUAAUUAAGCAUUUAAUUAUAAAAAUGAAAGGAGAAUAUCUUUUCAUUAAACAACAAAAAUUAAAAGUAAGAGAAGGAAUGAAAAGAGAAUCGUCAACGAUGAUAGAUAGGGCAGAAGUUAGGGGAACAGUUAAUCUGAAAUUUGAUGAACCUCCAGAAGUUAUGCUACCGCCUCUAAAAGGAAAAAAAGGAGAAGUAGAAGCUUUUUCUUUACAAGCUGAAGAUGCGAAUAAAAAAUAUAGUACGUUACUUAGAAUAAGGGGUGAGGAAUGGAGGGAUAAAGUAUACAUAGAUGAUUACCCAACUGAGGGGCCCAAUUUAUAUGUUGCCGUUACGGGAUUUGUAGAACCAAAUUUAGCCGCAUGUCUCAUAAAAAUUGGAAUACCCUUAACAGCUAUUAUUCAAAUUCGGAUCGAUCCUUCAGCAACCAUAGUGCCUUCAACUUUGAUCCGAGCUACAAAAAGGGGACAAAGUCAUACUGAACUACUUGCGGAAAGGUCUCAUAAAUUUUGGGAAGAUUUGCAAUUGCUGCGGCUGAACGAAAAUACUACAGCUUUAUUUAAAAACACAGCUUUUGUUCUGUUUUCACCUCCAUACUGGAAUAAUGAUAAUUUAUCAGGUAGUCCCGAAAAAGUAUACGACGAACUCUGUUACUUAAUGUACGAUCUUCAAGAUCUAAGCCGGCAACAUAAUCAUUACUUAGAAAACAUGGAUAUCAUUAACAUACCAGAAGAACAUAAAAGUAAUCGCUAUUUAGGUAUUUACGAUAGACAUAUCGAUAGCGUACCUUUCGAAUCAAUAUCGACAUACUUAGUUUUAGACAGUAUUCUUCAAACCGUAACGGAGUGUCAACAUAUUAAUGAAAAGAGCAGAACCUCUUCAUUGGCAACAGCAAACACUUUGAAUAAUACUUUUCCAAGCCCAAAUGCGCAAGAUAGGUUACUACAAUCCCAAACUCUUGUUAAACAUUUCAUUAAAGAACUUUGUCAAAUCGAUUCGCGCAAUAAAAACUACCGCUUAACUUAUGGAGAUGAAUAUGAAAGUCAAAAAAAUCCUAAGGUUAUAAAUUACGGCGAUCUUUGUAAACAUAGCACAUUUCAUCUCGGUAAUAUAAAUUUAGAUAACAUUGUCUGGAGUAUGUUGUUAGGUAUGCCUAUAAAUAAAUUAUGGAUGAACAGAAAUAAAGCUUCAGAAGAAAUUCAGGCAAAAAUAAAUUUUCACGUAAAUGUACUUCUAUCAUGCUUCGAUCGAACCGAUGUUGAAACCGCAGAAUUAAACCGAUUAAUUCACAUUUUGGCCUGUCGAAAAAUUUAUAAUAAUAGAAGCUCAUUAAAGAGGAACCACUUAGUUCCAUCAACUAUAUCGGAAUUUAAAAAAACAUAUUUAAAAAGAAGCAUUUUAGCGGAACCUUUAUCAAAGUCUACAUAUAAAUGCGCAAGUUCUACAUCUCCUUCUUUCCCCUCUAUGGUAAAAAGCGAGGAGUCGUAUAAUAAAUCUUUGAUAGAUGAAGAAGAUGAAGUUUCCCGAAUAAAAUUUCUCUUUGAUUGUCCCGAUAUAAGUGAAUUGGUGUCGGCAGCUGAAAUAGUAAAUGAAAAACCAAUCAGCCAUGUUAUGAUCGAUGAUUUUGAAUAUUUUGAGGAUUUCAGUGGUACACGGGCUUUUCAAAUAAUUAAUGAUGCUUUCAACAAAUUUAAUUGCGUUGAUUAUAAGUACUGUGAAGUGACAGAUUGUUUUUUAUUGAUGUUCUUUAAUAGUCACGAUAAAGAUGGCGUAGCAAGAGAAGAAUGGCGAUGUCAACUUCCAACACCUUUAUGUUUACAAGAUUUCUUUGACUUUGUGUUGGAAGAACAUUAUGAUUGGAUUAAAGACGAAGAAAAGAUCUACGAUGAAAACCUUAUUAUCAAGUCGCAAUCAGAAAACAAGGAUCUCAAAGGUCAUUUAAACUAUAAAGCUUGUGUAGAGGAAGCCAAUGUACAAAUGGAUCUUCUUUUAGAAGGUUCCUUAAAAUAUGAAGAGAUUGCAAAGGUCACAAUUAGCAGUCCUGAAAAUUCGGAAUAUAAGAACAUUUCGUCAAAAAAGAUGUCGUUCUCUUCUAUAGCUGAUUCAGAUGUCAAAAGCAUCAAAAAAACUAAAUCACCUGCCAACGUAACUCCUAAGUUAAUUAAUCCCCAAACAGGGGACACUAUUAAACCGCCCAAAAAGGUAUUCUCUGGUUACAAUUUAUGUGACAGAAGAGUUGAAGUUUUUGGAAAAGAUUGUAGCUAUUUUUCAAAGGAUGGUACCCGAAUAAGCAGUUUUUAUUCUUUAUUAAUACCGAUGAAUUUAGAGUAUGUAAGCUUAAACAUAGUUCCAGGUAAUGGGCAAAACGAGUUUUGGUUUCAUAAAGCCAUAGGUGACUUCAUAUCAUCUGAAAUAAUUGAUACCUGUGAGUCUUUUAGAAUCACAAGUGAAGACCAAGUUAUUAUAUACAUUAAAAAGCAAAAAUACCAAAUUCCUAUUCCCCUAGCUCAAGCUUCUUCAGGAUAUGUUAGGCAUAAAGAAAACUCUGCUAAGUCACCAUCUCGUGAUGAAAGUAUCAUAUUACCACAAAUAUUUGAAAGCAAGUCAUAUCAUUCUCUUUAUGUUACUUGGCCUAAUGGUCUUGUAACAGAGAGUGUUUAUGAAGAUAAUUCACCAAUUUUUUGUCACAUAAAGCAAUAUUAUAUUACUCCUCCAUCACACCUCGAUGAAGAAAUGAGAUGUGUUAGUUUAAAGGGGGAAGUUAUUAUUUAUAAAAACAAUGGUGAUAUUAAUAUAUUGCAACCAUAUGCUUCUUGUAUUAAUAUAACUAAGUAUAGAAAAGAAGUGGCUUCCGAUGAAGUUUUAGAAGAUAUUUCUAGUGCAGCUAGUUCUGAUAAAAGUAAAAAAAUAAAAGAAAAAGGCAAAGGAAAAGAUAAAAUUAAUAAAACUGCGUCUAAAUCAUCUAAGACCACUUUAAGUGAAGAUGAAGGAGAAGUUGAUUUAAAGCCAACAGAGUAUAAGUUAGUCAUAGAAGAAUUUGAGACUAUUGGAACAAAUGGUUUAAGACAAAAAUGGAUUAAUAAUGAUAGUAAGGAUAAAGAGAAAUUGCUGAUUAAGACUGCAACAGAUUAUUGUCUCGGGGAAGUGUUUUCCAAACGUAUGGACGGAACUACUGUAUUAUUGAACAAGGAUGGAGUACAAAUAGUGACAUUCCCUGAUAAUACUAGAAUUCUGACUCGUUAUAUAAUUGAUGAGGAAGAAGUUUUUCCUGAGUGGACCGAUUUAGAACUGGAAUAUUUUUCUUUGUUUGCUUACGAUAGAGAUGUUGAUGCUUUGAAAUCAAAAGGAUCUAUUUCACAAAAAAGGUCUUCAUGUACAAACAGUAAUAGUGAAACUAGUUUAGGGUCCAGUAAAUUAAGGCUGGAAAAGAUAGAAAACGAGGAACGAAGAACUGAUGGCUAUAUUUCUAUUCAUGUUGCUUACACAAUCGAACAUCCCAAUUUCACAACAAUUACGAUUGACAAAUCCAAAGACAAAAUAGCAAUUGAAUCAACAAAUAACACAUGUGUGUCAUUCGAUAAGGACAAUAAUUACGAAUUUAUCUUGGACAGUCGGACUUCUGCAAAGUUUAAUGGAGAAAACGUAAAUAUCAGUUACGAAGCUUGCUCUGAUUGUAAGUCUUUUACGACGUGUGAAGUAAAAGUAAAACCUGAAGAAAUAAGUAGUGUAACUCAAAUAAAAAGAAAUUGGUUAAAAAUGAGAGAUUCUUUUUGCAAUCAAAUAACAGUUAAUGAAGAAGGCAACAUUUACAUAAUGAAUGAUACUUUUUCUGAUCAUAUUACCCACAGUGAAAAGUCUUUUUUUUCCGAAGAGGUAAACAAUGCUACGGAACAAAUCCAAAAUGGAAAUAGCGUAGAGAGCGCUGUAACAUCCCACGGUAAAUGCAAUCAAAUGUAUCAGGCGAAAUCGCUUAAAUUUUUUAUACUGGCAAGGGACCUAACAUGUUCGGAAUUAGUACAUAGGGAAAUCAUAGAACAAUAUAAGCAGGCCUGUCGCUGGCAGCCAUGGUGUUCCAUAAAUCAAUACGAUACAUUCGGGGACUACCGCACCCUUUGGUCAAUUCUUAGUCCCGUGCAUCUCAAUGAAUCAGAGAAAUGGCUGAUGGAUUCUAAAUUAUCCAAUAAACCCAAGUACUUGACUUAUAUGGAUUUAAAGAAAGAUUCUGGCAAAGGCUUUUACCAUUGGAUGCGUCCUUAUAAAUAUUUUAAACCAAAACCAACAAAACCUGAUAACGUCUUGCCAGAGAGACAGCCAAGGGCUUUCGUAUUGCGCACACUGGAACAGCAAUGGACAGAGGCUCGAAGAGAAGAGUUAAAAGGUAGUAAGGAACUUUUGAAUGCAAUACUUCGCUACCGUCAUCUCAUCGAGUCUGACUGUGCCAGUAUUUUACAUAUACCAAUUCACGAUCGAAGAACUGAAGACGAAAGGAGGACAGACGAGAUAGUACAGGCGGUUGCACAUAGGGUAUAUGAAGAACUGAAGAGUCGCCUGGUAAGUGAUGUCCAGACCAGGGCAAAGCCAAACAUUACUACAAGAGCGAGUCCGAUGUCAGAAGACGUGUCGGUGGAAGGAGAAGGCGACGAAGAAGAAGCCGAAACACGUUUUGACAUAAGAACAUUCGAAAAUGAUAACACGGAUGCAAUGAAAGCAGUGGAGUCAGCUUCGCAAAUGAGUCCCAACUUGAAGCGAUACUGGCGUCGACGUGCUGAAGAGUUGAAGGAGGAACAAUUUUACCAAUAUCUCUUGCGUGAGGGAAGUGUACCGCCUUACUUCCAAAAUCUUCUUGGCGGUGCAAUCUGGUGGGAGAUCGACAAAGCAGCGGAUGAAGCUGUGACCAAUGUGGAGCAGAAGAAAAUGAAGUGCGUUUGUUCUGAUGAAGACUAGACGGACCAAUUUCACAACGUCAUCUAUUUUAGACAUACCUAUCUAGAUAGGUAGGUAAAUACAAACCAUCUAUUUAACUAAUUUACACUAAAAUAUGU